AUGGCGGGUACAUCAAGCUGCCUCAUGCUACAGAAACAGGAGAUGAUGUAAUGAGGUGUUAAGUCAAGGCUCAUACUACUUAUCAUCACGACCAGAGAGGACAGAGGGAAGAUGGAGGAGGGUGGGGGGGAGAAGCGAAGGAUGGAGGGGGAGAGAAGGGAUGAAAUAGGUAGUUGAAGGUGGAAAGGAUAGGAAUGUUGCUGCUUUAGUCCAAAUAGGAUACAUCCACUCCCUACUGCUCUUCACUAGUGCAUAGGGACUAGGGUUUGAUUUGGGACUUGGACAUCCUCUUCUCAUUUCAGUCAGUCAGGAAGUUAGUCUGUCCGUCUGUUAGUUGUGCUCCUUGACCUCCCUGCCUCUAGGUGGGUUAGAGUCAGUCUGUUAUUCAGUCAGUAUGUUAUUCAGUCAGUCUGUUAGUCAGUGUAUUAGUCGGUCAGUCUGUUAGUCGGUCAGUCUGUUAGUUGUGCUCCUUGACCUUCUUGCCUCUAGGUGGCGUGUUCUUUGUCCAGGAGAGCUUCGUCCUGCAGCACGCGUCGGCCAUCUUUGAGUGGGUGUUCUGCAUCAUCAUCAUGCUCUUCUACGGAACCUUCGCCUUCGAGUUCGCCGGCGUCACAGGAGAGACUGUGAUGGUGCUCGCCAGAGGGGGAGCCCUGGGGCCGAACGGGAGAGAUCACAAAGUGGAGUCCCGAGGAGGUCCCAUUCCACACCCCCCUGAGACCAUAUCAAUGCUGUAG
Coregonus sp. 'balchen' is the source of this 734-nucleotide messenger RNA. Lineage: Eukaryota; Metazoa; Chordata; Actinopteri; Salmoniformes; Salmonidae. The record is from the annotation of a GenBank genome assembly.